Messenger RNA from Rhizophagus irregularis DAOM 181602=DAOM 197198, 1885 nucleotides. RefSeq lists its product as uncharacterized. Gene Ontology annotation, biological process: regulation of transcription by RNA polymerase II. Lineage: Eukaryota; Fungi; Glomeromycota; Glomeromycetes; Glomerales; Glomeraceae. Gene Ontology annotation, molecular function: transcription coregulator activity. Gene Ontology annotation, cellular component: mediator complex. The record is from RefSeq and is a predicted model, not a curated record.
UAUCGGGAUAUAGGUCUUGACUGUAUAUAUUUUUAGAUUUGGUCCGUUUAUCCUACAGUCUGUAUUACCUCCCAGGUCUUGAAGAUCAUCUGUCAAUCUGUCAAUUUGCGAUCCAACUCACAACUCCGAAAGAAUUGUUAUUAUGACUGAAACAGAAGCCAAGUCAAUACAUACAUUAAUUCGUGAACUACAAAGUAUAAUUAAAAAUUCACAGGAGCAAUGGGGCUUAAAUUUUCCUAAAGGACAAGGAGAUAAAGGGGAUAAAUCGGAUAAAUCUCAGACAAAUAUUGCGAUUGCAAAUGCUGUACAUACAUUUGGGCCAGUAAACUUAAAUGAGUUAUUCGAAGAAAUUCCACAAAAAAUCACACUUAUGCGAGAAAUAAUUACUCAAUUUAAGAAUAAUAUGUUGACUGGAAUUCAAGGGUCAGAACAAUCAUUAAGUAAUUAUAUUAAUCAACUCAAAAAAGAAACAGAACGUCUUGAUUCACUUGCCGAAUUAAAAGAUAGUAUCAAGACAUGUAAAAGUUUGGCUUUAGAUGCAUGUCAUGAUAAUUCGACAGCAUUUAAAUUUAUUAUACAACAGAUCGAAAGUUUGGGAAAACAACUUGGACUUUUAAUAUAUCAUGAUACUGGAGAGCCAGGAGAGACAGUAUUGACGAUGAGUGGAGCGAUUAUAGUGUUAGAUAUAAAAUAUGACGAAAUCUUGAAUCGAAUUAUUAAAGUUGUUGUUUCGUAUGCGACUGAUGCUCGUCAAAAUGAUAAAGAUGAUCGUGUUAAUAAUUUAUUGACUCAGCAAUUAAGCGAUUUCAAACAAUUUAAUUUAUUUAAGAAAAAUCUUGAAACUUUAAAAACAUUGGAGACAAUGUCGAAAUUAAUUCAGCCAGUUGAUUGUUUUCAUUGUAUAAAAUGCAUAAGUAAUGAUAUAAAAACAAUUUAUGAAAAAGAAUUUGCUAUUACAAAUGGAGAUGUUCAAAAAAUAUUGACCGAAGGUCAUGGAAUACCAUUGUUCAAUGUUGAUCGAGUAGGUCCUUCGAUCGCAUAUUGGGCUCCUAAACAUCAAAUUAUGGAAAUAGAUUGGAAGUUCAUCAAGGACAUUAUAAUUCAAGGUGAAAUGCAUGAGUCAUUUCGAUCUCUUCAUCGAAUGUGGAUUUCGAUGGAAAAAUCUCGAACACCACACUUAUUUUUGCCACCUGGUAGAAAUCAAUAUUUGCUUAAUGAUGAAUUAGAAAACGAAAUUGAAUUAAUGGAAAAUUACUAUAUUAGUCCAGAACUUCCAGAAGUGCAAUUUUCUUUACUUCAAGCUCCUUUAAAGUUUUUACAUCCAAAGGAAGAUUCUACAAUUUUUGCUUCCGCACUUAUAGAAUUUGUCGUUUGGCUUGAUCCACCGGUAUAUGUUUCUGAUAACGUAGCUAGACAUAUUGGAAGUUAUGCUGGUAUUGUCAAUAGAGGAUAUUUUGUAAGCAGCGCGUUUCAAAAAAAAGAUCCUCAAACUUUAUCAUUAGAGCAACUGUUGAUAGAAGGAAUUAUCCCUCCUAUAAAGCAUAGUUCUACAUCUCGAGCUCCAAAGAUAAUUCACCAAUGGGAAAAGAAAUUCGAUGAUUCGCUAUAUCUUCAAGUAUUCAAUUUAGACAGUAAAUGUAAUACAAAGGCAAGAAGGAUUGAUCGUAUUCCAUUUUCCAAUCUAUUUCAAGUAUAUGGGCUCAUUAAGAUAUUAAGACAACAGCUUCUUUUUAAUAAACUAUAUCAAAGUUGUUUUAAUUCUUCAACUUACAAACAAAUAACAAUAACAAGACCAUCUAAACAUGAUCAUGCUGAAAAGAUUUCGCCAGAUGCAGAAGAUGCAGAAGGUUAGUAACGUUGUUAAAAAAGCUCCAUUCUAUUUUAA